GCCCAUCUCAGGGAGGUUUAGGAGCUGGUGAGUGAGAACCGGCGAUCGGGGCUGGAGUUCAGGCCCAUUCCCUCACUGUCCUUCCAGGUGGAGUACCAUGGGCUAGAGUGAAGGAUGUCACCAAGGUUGAGAAGUGUAGGAUUGAUAGAUCGGGUGGUGUGAAUUAUUUCUUCAUUCUGGGGAUAUUGGACAUCGUUGACAAGGCUGGAUUUCUCCAACUCUUCCUUUGCUGGUCUCUCCCCUCCAUAAACUACAAUCUAUCCAGCACUGCAACUUGUUCCCUCACUUGCACUGGGACUGAAUGCCUAUCCUUCCAGGACUUGGUAGCACUGAAUCCAGAGCCUGCAGGAGUGUAUUGCUGUGAAGAUGUCGCAUCUCGCUAGUGACUGCAUACACUUGGAAUCAGUGGGUGAAGUAACGAAAGACGAACUGAUUGAGAAAUCUCAUGGUACUUGUCAAGACUGUCAAGUUGGAGGGCCAAACCUAUGGGCAUGUUUGGAGAAUGGGUGUUCCUAUGUUGGAUGUGGAGAAUCCCACUCUGACCACAGCACCAUUCACUCCCAGGACACCAAGCACAACCUCACUGUUAACCUUACCACCUUGAGAGUCUGGUGCUAUGCAUGUGGUAAAGAAGUGUUUUUGGAAAGGAAGCUUGGACCUCCACCGACACUGCAGCGUGGGAGAUCACCACAGGCACACGAACACCAGGACUCCCCUCCUUGUGACCAGAUAUUGAAAGCUCCUAUUACUAUAGUGGGACAUGAUCUAGAUGCAGAAUAUGAUGACAUAAAGACAAGAGGUCUCACUGGAUUGAAAAACAUUGGAAACACUUGUUAUUUGAAUGCGGCUCUUCAAGCUCUUUCCAACUGCCCUCCCUUGACUUUAUUUUUCCUUGAAUGUGGAGGCUUGGUGCAAACAGACAAGAAGCCAGCUCUGUCAAAAAGUUACCAGAAGCUGAUGGCAGAGAUAUGGCACAAGAAUCGCCCCAGCUACGUUGUGCCUACAAGUCUGUUCCAGGGAAUUAAAACUGUGAAUCCAAUGUUUCGGGGGUAUUCUCAACAGGAUGCCCAGGAGUUUCUGCGCUGUUUGAUGGAUCAACUUCAUGAGGAGUUGAAGGAACAAGUUAUAGAACAUAUUGAAGAUGGCCUAUGUGCAACCAUGGAAGAGCAAAUGGAAGAAGAAAACCUGUCGGAUAAUGAAUUUCAGUCUUGCGAUUCAUGUGCUGGCAGUGACAAGGUUGAUCCCGACAUCAACUCUAAGAUGUCAACAGAAGACUGCACAGAGGCAGAGAUGCUGGUGCAUGAAGAAGUGAAGAAUCGUGCGUCAGCUAAAGGCUGGCAACGAGAAAGGAAUCUGCUACAUAAGCUUUAUAAGCCCAAUUCAGGAGAUGAUUUGGAUAAAGACAUGGACACUUCGCCAGGUGUUGAUCAAAUGCUAGACAGUGAUGGGACAGUCAAAGUGCAGAUACAAAGCAGGUUGCCAGAAGUUACCUCUGAUGUGUCUAUGCGUAGCCCCUCAAGACCUAGCAGUCCUGUGUUUGAUGAAACUGUGAAUUCAAGGCUGCCCAGCAGUCCGCCCAGAUCCGCUUCAGUGUGGGGAGGUCUUGUUUCCUCACAUAAAAAAGUUGCCUCUUUCACGCCUUUUAAAAAGAGAAAGCAAGUGAAGUACAGGAGCGUUAUCUCUGAUGUCUUUGAUGGCACUAUUGUGAGCUCGGUGCAGUGUUUGACCUGUGACCGGGUGUCUACCACCUUGGAGACCUUUCAGGAUCUCUCUCUGCCAAUCCCGGGUAAAGAAGACCUGGCCAAGCUGCAUUCCUCAAGUCACCAAAUGUCCUUAGUGAAGGCAGGGUCGUGUGGUGAGGCAUACACUCCACAAGGUUGGAUAGCGUAUGUGAUGGAGUACCUUAAAAGUUGGUUCUGGGGUCCUGUGGUAUCUUUGCAGGAUUGUCUGGCUGCCUUUUUUGCUAGAGAUGAACUUAAAGGUGAUAACAUGUACAGCUGUGAGAAGUGUAAAAAAUUGAGAAAUGGAGUGAAAUUCUGCAAAGUGCAAAAGUUGCCAGAGAUUUUGUGCAUUCACUUAAAGAGGUUCAGACAUGAGCUCAUGUUUUCUACCAAAAUCAACAGCCAUGUGUCAUUCCCUUUGGAAGGGCUUGACCUUCAACCUUUCCUCGCUAAAGACAGCUCUUCUCAAAUCACGACUUAUAACCUUUUAUCAGUUAUCUGCCAUCAUGGUACUGCCAGUUGUGGCCAUUAUACAGCUUAUUGUCUAAAUGACCUGAAUGAUCGAUGGUUUGAAUUCGAUGACCAGAGUGUUAUGGAAGUGUCUGAAUCCACUGUGCAGAAUGCAGAAGCUUACGUGCUCUUCUACAGGAAAUGCAGUGAGGAGAUGCAGAAGGAAAGGCAGAGGGUAACUCAUCUGCUGAAUGUGAUGGAACCUAGUCUGCUUCAGUUCUACAUAUCACGCCAGUGGCUGAACAAAUUCAAGACUUUUGCUGAGCCAGGCCCCAUUAGCAACAAUGAGUUCCUUUGUGCUCAUGGAGGUGUCCCCCCUCAGAAGGCCAGUUGCAUAGAUGAUCUUGUACUGAUGUUGCCUCAGAAUGUGUGGGACUAUCUGUACAGCAGGUAUGGAGGUGGACCAGCUGUCAAUCAUCUCUACACCUGCCAAACCUGCCAGAUCGAGAUUGAAAAGGUUGAAAAGAGAAGGAAGAUGGAACUGGAAAUGUUCAUAAGGUUAAACAAAGCUUUCCAGGAAGAAGAAUCGCCUUCUGUUAUCUACUGUAUUAGCAUGCAGUGGUUUAGAGAAUGGGAAGGAUUUGUCAAGGGCAAGGAACACGAACAUCCUGGCCCAAUUGAUAACACCAAGAUAGGUGUUGGCAAGAGCAGCCAUGUGACUUUAAAACAAGGAGCUGAUUCUGGUCAGAUCUCAGAAGAGACCUGGAACUUCCUCUACUCUAUCUAUGGAGGGGGCCCAGAGAUCACCUUGCGGCAGAACGUUGGUCAUCCUGAUACGUCAUGUGUAGAAGAGAAAGUUGAGGUUGAAAUCCGUCCAGUGCAAUAAUGUUAAAGGAAAUGUUAGAAAUUGAAUUAUGCUGGAUUCGAAGCAUUCCAGGGUGUGAUAUAUUUUCUGAAAACAAUUCCUGCGAUGGCAUUAAUGUUUUGUGUUUUAGGGACAAUCACAAAGUUAAACCCCUGUUAUGUAAUAUAGUUUGUAGGUUCCUGGCUUACCAGAUAAGCUGUACUGAAGAGUUGAAAGUGUUUUCUAGUGGUAUGUGAUGUAGCUUUGAUCUGUGAAAGGCCCACACACUGGAAGUGUACUAGUGUGAAACGGGUUGCUUAUAUUAAGUUGACUCAGGAAAGCACUGAUAUCUGUUUGCACUGUACUGUAGACGAAAAAUCAAAGAUUUCAAAGCUCUUGUCCGUGCUACUGUAAGCGGCUAAAGGAAUAUUCUCAGGAGAAUUUGCAAAAAUUGUAAAGUUGAGUCUAAACGUAAUGUGGGGGACAGGCUAACUCCCAAGUAUUGUGUUCAUCUAAAUUACAAGCAACAUAGAAAGCCAUUCAGCCCAUUUCAUUAGUGCCAGCAUGAGGUCUUUGACUCCAGCUACCAUCUAAUCCUCUCUCCUACCUUUUUAUAUUUUUCAAUUGUUUAUCCAAUUCCUUUUUUCAAUGUCUCUGCCUCAGUAACUACUUGUAAUAAAACAUUGCAUGUUCUGUGGA
This is a messenger RNA of Carcharodon carcharias (great white shark), 3714 nucleotides long. It is a transcript of the gene usp33, whose product is annotated as ubiquitin specific peptidase 33. Bases 367 to 3057 code for a protein of 896 amino acids. Gene Ontology annotation, biological process: protein deubiquitination. NCBI's taxonomy places the organism in Eukaryota, Metazoa, Chordata, Chondrichthyes, Lamniformes, Lamnidae. The record is from RefSeq and is a predicted model, not a curated record. Gene Ontology annotation, molecular function: zinc ion binding; cysteine-type deubiquitinase activity. The transcript has 26 exons.